This is a messenger RNA of Cladophialophora carrionii CBS 160.54, 1149 nucleotides long. RefSeq lists its product as uncharacterized. The transcript is spliced from 3 exons. Gene Ontology annotation, biological process: transcription by RNA polymerase III. Lineage: Eukaryota; Fungi; Ascomycota; Eurotiomycetes; Chaetothyriales; Herpotrichiellaceae. Bases 1 to 1149 code for a protein of 382 amino acids. The record is from RefSeq and is a predicted model, not a curated record.
AUGUCGCGCGGCGGACGAGGAGGCAGCUUCGGCAGCGGCCGUCGCAACAAAAACGCCCCCGAGAUAGAAGACUACGACUUUGACGAGGACGAGGACAACCUCACCCCCCGGCAAAAAAAGCCUCAGCCUCUCUUUCCAGACAUUUCUCUCCCCGUCCCACGUCCGCCCACCGCGCGAGAACUCUCGGCCGUAGCGCGCCAUCUUGCCUUCCGCACCCGCGUGCGCAAUGGGCCUUACUUCGCGACCCUCGACCCCAGCAGCGUGGCCGACGCGAUGACGGGACGCACGCUCAAGCGCGCAGGAUUCGACCCAUUCACAGACCAGGAGACCUACUCGAGCAGGAACUACAAGAAGAAGCGGGCGGUGCCGGACUUGAAGGGCGCGGGGCGGGAGUACGCACUGAAAUAUUUCCCCCAAGAACUCUGGUCAACGCUGGACCCUUCGCGCAAACACCCCCUCUGGAAGACCGUCGAUCCUGACGACGACGACAACAACAACAACAACGGCGGCGUCUCGGCCUCACGGCACGGAUCACGCAAGCGCAAGCGGGAGACUACCACCGCGCUCGCGGCGCUGGAUGUCGCCAAUGAUGACGAUGACAAUGACAAUGACAAUGACGACGACGACGGCGAGCAGACGGCAGAGUCCGACUCCGACGCAUUAAUCCCGUCAGGCAGGGGCGCGAGGGCCUCGAGGCGGAAGAAGAAGAAGAAGCAGAAGAGGGGCCGUGGGAGCGGGGGCGGUGGUGGUGGUGAUGGGACGGGCAAUUCGCGGGAGAAGCGCGGGCUGGACGCCGAGGACGACUUCGAGCCGAUGAAGAAGAAAAAAGGCCCGUCGCCUCCGUCGACGAUGCGGGCCAAGGAGAAGAAGCGGCGGAAGGCGGAGGCCCGUGCCGCGGGGACCAAGGUUGACGAUACCGACGAUGAGGAUGACGACGACGAGAAUGUUGACCCGGAUCAUGACGACGAUGUCGGCGACGAGGACGAGGACGACGAUGACGAAGAGCCCGUGGACUCGGACUUUGAAGAGAGCGACGAAGGCGAUGGGGACGAUUACAAUGCGGAGAAUUACUUCGACGACGGGGAUCGCGACGAUGAUGACGGCCUCGGAUUUGGAGGUGGAGGGGGUGACGAGGGCGGGGAGUUCUAG